AUGCUUCGGGCGGAGCCCCCGACAGGAGCGGCCGAGCACGAGCAGCAUCGAGCACGCAUCAAGGACGCCAUCCGGGCGCUCGACAAGCAGAGCAAAACGCAGGCUGCAAUGAGCUCGGACGCGGCCAUCCUGUAUGAGGUGCGUGCCGCCAACCGGACCCGCCACAUCCACAGGGCCACGAGGCGUCUCGAGGAGGCGCAGCAGAACGAGCCCGAUGCGGAGAUCGCGCUGGAGACGGCCCAGAAGAUCGGCCGGAUUGCCAAAGAGAAGGAGAAUAACGAGACGCAAGUCACCUUCACCUUCGACGACAGCGGCACCGCCACUCCGCCCUUCCAGCCGUUAUCCUUUCAGAGUCCGUUCGGCUGCCAGGCUAGGAAAGCCAUAUUGCCACAUGUGUUGGCGCAGCUCCAGACCAACCAGGUUCAGUUGCAGCAAGGUCUGAUGCAGCUCAUGGCCAGCAUGACUGCCAUCCAGACGGCGCUCCAAUACAUUCUGCAUGUAGACCCGGUAGCGGCGCCAGUUUCAGAGGCCGCAGCAGCAUCGGCGGCAGCAACCGAGGAGGUCACGGGCAUGCCGGUGCAUAUGGGCAGGGGAG
Prorocentrum cordatum is the source of this 595-nucleotide messenger RNA. The record is from the annotation of a GenBank genome assembly. NCBI's taxonomy places the organism in Eukaryota, Dinophyceae, Prorocentrales, Prorocentraceae.